AUGUUUAAAUUUCGCCAGGCAUAUGAAGAGCCUCUGGCGGAGAUUAUCAAGACGGAACUUGCCACUGCUGCUGCUAUCCAGAAAGCCGAAGACGCAGCUCUUGAGUUCACCAAGAAAGCCCCGAUCACGGCGACCCCGGAAAAUGAAAUGUUGAACAAGGCCAAAGCAGCUCGCGGGGACGCAAAAGAGGCCGCAGACCUUGCUGUCAAGGAGCUCGAGUCUUCUAGCGGUGGACCUGUGGGACUUCGGGCCGAGUGCAAUAUCUACUUUGUCCUUAAGGAUCCCGUUCGGGGAAACGACGCAGUGCGCGUUGGGAUUCAGGACUCAACCCUCAAAGUCUGUUGUUACCACGCCCUACCCGCCGAGGCCUCCACGCAGCAUUUGAUGGCCAGGUUCACCUUCAGCCUCGUCAAAAUCAGCGAGUUGGUCAAUCUUGAGCCUAAGGAGUCACCGCUCGAAAUGAUGAUCAAGGGUAACUUUGGCGAUAUGCUGGCGGCUAUCCCGAUUGACCGGCGUACCAAUUAUAGCCGCUUCCACUAUAUGCUGGCCGACAAUAAGCUUAGAGUGGGCGGCCAGUACUGGAUCUACCAGACGUCGACCAAGCCGUCUGCGGCCGGGCCCGUCUUUAUCGCCGAGGAGGAGAAGACCAACACCUGGAAUACUUCGGUCGAGCUGACUGAUCCCGCCACUCAGCUGGUGUAGCGAUGGAUACACCUUUACACGCGUGACGCGCGACGCGUUAGCAACGCAAAUAAAUUUGGAUUUAGAAGAAGAGCUACGAUUGUUUCUUGUAACAGACGGCGGAGAAUUCCUGGGUAGCACUGAACGGAGUGACCAGAAUCUACAAUCGAGGGAGGGGGACCGCUCAUAGUUAGGUUGGUAGACAUUCAAGGCAAAUCGCCGUGGUGCCGCGGGGUGGAUUGCUCAUAUAUCGAUCAAUAAAACAAAUGUACGUACCAUAUCUCUUGGAGGCCACUGAUAUAUUAUCCCCUGAAUCCUCAUCGGCAUGUCGAACCAAGCAUACUAUAACGCGACGACACGAGAUGGGCAAUGCGCUGCCGUAAAAAGCCAUGCCAGCAUCCUAAUAACCAGCCUAAUCAACGAUUAAGGUUUUUCCUACCUCUUGCAGCGGGCCGUGAAUCAGUUCCACAAACU
Molecule: messenger RNA, 1155 nt
Organism: Lasiosphaeria miniovina
Lineage: Eukaryota; Fungi; Ascomycota; Sordariomycetes; Sordariales; Lasiosphaeriaceae
Exons: 3
Coding region: 1-702 (233 amino acids)
Source: RefSeq, a predicted model, not a curated record